UUCUUCUCUCCCUCCCUCCCCCUCUCGACACACUCUGAGCCCCGCCCUGCGUCCUGAUGUGGAGCACCCUCCUCUCCUCAGUGUCACUCCAGGGCAAACACAGGAGACCCGCAGCCCAGAGGAGUGCACAGCAAAGGCGGAGACACUCUCUCCCCACCCAAGGCCCAGAGCCCCAGCGCCGACAGAGCAGCGCCAGCCUGCUCGAUUCCCCGUUUGCCAGCUCAGAAGUGCUCUGCAAGCAGCCUUCGAGCCCCGUCGAGAUGCCCUUCGGAGGAGGCAACAAGUGUGGCUGCUGCCAGAAGACGGUCUACUUCGCCGAAGAAGUGCAGUGCGAGGGCAAGAGCUUCCACAAGUCCUGCUUCCUCUGCAUGACUUGUAAGAAGAACCUGGACAGUACGACAGUCGCAGUCCAUGUUGAUGAAAUCUACUGCAAGUCCUGCUACGGCAAGAAGUAUGGGCCAAAAGGCUAUGGAUACGGUGGGGGAGCCGGAACUUUGAGCAUGGACACAGGCGAUGCACUGGGAAUUAAACCUGACCAACAGGCACCUCACCGGCCCACUAAUAACCCCAACCCAUCCAAGUUUGCCCAGAAGACGGGUGGCUCUGACGUGUGCCCCCGCUGCUGCACCGCGGUCUACGCUGCGGAGAAAGUGAUCGGGGGCGGAAACUCCUGGCACAAGAGCUGCUUCCGCUGUGCCAAAUGUGGGAAGGGAUUGGAGUCGACCACUCUGGCGGACAAGGAUGGAGAAAUCUACUGCAAAGGGUGUUACGCCAAGAAUUUUGGCCCCAAAGGCUUCGGAUUUGGACAAGGGGCUGGGGCACUGGCUCAUUCCCAGUAGACACCGUGUUCAUGGACGACCAAAGAAGCCACCUCCUGCCCCGGCUCGCUACUGCCCCCUUAUGGCUUCUUAGGUCACACCUAUCAUCCUUCUGCACUACACAAUAUCACACUAGCUAAAGGCACAAAAGCUCUGAAUUUACCAGCUUUUGUUUUCAGUUUUGGGCACUAAAGAGGCUGCAGAGGAACAUCUCCAGUGUUGAAAUAUAACUGUUCAUUGCUUAGUUGUUGAUUUUUGUCAUCAGAAUUAACCAAGGGGCCUGAAAUGCUCCAGAAUGCGGCCUAUUCUGGAGGAGGCAUCGAUAUUAACAUUUCAGGCUUCAUUUAAGGCCAAACCACUCUAAUAGACCUACACUGAAAAAAUAAAAUGCUGGAAAUGUUGGAUCAGCUUAAAAUAUUUCAAGUAACUGAUCACACAAAAUAUUUGAAGUUGCCUCAAUGUAAAUAAUAUAUUCCGUUUAUCCUGGAAAAAAAUCAGUUCAACCAUAAACAUAAAUUAGAAAGUUACAUUUAAAAGAACAAACUAAUCAUUUUAAACUGUUGGAAUGAGAUGAAACAUAAUGAAUGAACAACAGCUUUGUUUUA
Paramormyrops kingsleyae is the source of this 1423-nucleotide messenger RNA. Its product is annotated as cysteine and glycine-rich protein 1-like. The record is from RefSeq and is a predicted model, not a curated record. Gene Ontology annotation, molecular function: actinin binding; structural constituent of muscle. NCBI's taxonomy places the organism in Eukaryota, Metazoa, Chordata, Actinopteri, Osteoglossiformes, Mormyridae. Gene Ontology annotation, cellular component: Z disc; cytoplasm; nucleus. Gene Ontology annotation, biological process: muscle tissue development; sarcomere organization.